Molecule: messenger RNA, 3382 nt
Organism: Penaeus indicus
Lineage: Eukaryota; Metazoa; Arthropoda; Malacostraca; Decapoda; Penaeidae
Exons: 3
Coding region: 28-2316 (762 amino acids)
Source: RefSeq, a predicted model, not a curated record
AGAAAUGAGUUGGAUUGACUAUUGAAGAUGUAUACAGGAACAGAGACUAGUAAGGAGACUCAGCAUAUAAGUCCCCAUAUUGCUGCUCAUAAAUCAUCUUUGGCUGCUACAUCAUCUGCUCCAACUAUAUCAUCAGCAGCUUUAGCAGGCUCAGGAGGGCCACAUGACCAGGCAUCACCACAUUUAUCUUCCCACAAGGGUGGGUUGAGCGCUCACAUACCAACAUACAGAGUAGGGGUGCAUUCAUCCCAGCACUCAGUAGUUAAAGAGAUAGACCAUGAUGGCCCCAUGUACUUGGCUCGCCACAGUCACCCGGCAAAUAUUACGACACACCUUUCAAAGAGCACACCGCAGGACCUCUCCUCUCAUGCCUCCACAGUUUCAGAGAAAGCAGUCCCCCUGGAAUUGACUCCACAUACCUCUCAUCACAAACCUCUGCCUCAUGUCCAUUCAGUUGUAACUCAGGGUGUAAGUCAUUCACAAAGUGGACCUCUCAUGGCUGCCCACCAAACAGAUCGGGGGUCGGCAUAUUUCCGUGUAGCAGAUUCUGUCAUAGGUGUCCAAGGGCCCUCUGCUAUCUUAGUAUCCACUGUUGGAGAUGGUGGCCUGUCAUCACAACAUCAUACUUCUCAAGCUCCAUCUCUGGUCCACACACAGUCAUCGAUGGUAAGGCAGAAUGCUGCCACAAACCUGACCACCAUGCCACCUACAACAAUGACAGCCGGAGUGUCUCUCACCACAGGCUCAAGUCCAGGAGUGGUUACAAGUCAGUCACAAGGGCAGAUUAUGCCAGCUGAUGGUGUAACUACUUCAAAUGUCUCCUCUGCAUGUCUAACUUCACAGACAGAUCCAAGAGAGCUGAAAAAGGAGAAAUCAGAACAGAUAGAAGGGAUGGGAAUGGCAACAGGGCAAGGAGAAGGAACGCAGCAAACAGCAGGGCCACAGCGUGACUUAGUACGGCAAGCUCUCCAGUCAGUUGUAACAAACCCCCAGCACAAAACGGGCAACGACCAAGAAGUGAUUGAAUAUAAUUAUACUGCAGGUGAUAUUGCAGAGCUACUGAUGAUGAACAUACAAGUCAAUGCAUCACUUCAAGCAAUGAAACAAGGUACUGCUCCCUCAGACAGUGGAAGCAGCCAAGUUGUAGUUCUACAGCCAGCAGCUGUUGAUGAAACCACCAGCCUGCAACCUCAGCCCCAGACCACAAAGCGACGACGACCCAAGCUUUCAGAAGAGGCCCAGUCAGAAAGGAGAGUUAGAAUUGCUAUGAGAAUGAGAGAGAAAAGAGCUGGCGAAACUGAUGAAGCAAAAAAAGUACGUAGAUUAAGGGAAGCUGAACGCAUGAGACGGAAAAGAGCAACUGAAGACCAAGAGCAUAAGGUGAAAAGACGUUUGGAAGCAGCUGCGAGAGCUAGAAGUCGGCGAGCGAAUAUGACAGUAGAAGAACGGGUUGUUGAUAGACAAAAAGCUGCAGAGCGCAUGAGAUUGAGAAGAGCCACAGAAAGUGAUGAGGCAAAAGCUGUGCGUCGCCUGAAAGCGGCAGAACGAAUGAGGAAAAGGAGAGCAAAUGAGACUCCUGAGCAACGAAUGGCACGCCGUCAGAACAUUGCCCAACGUACAAAAGCUCGUCGUAAGAGGAAAGGGGAUGAUACAUUAAAUGGAGAAGAUUCCGACUCAGUUUCCCGCAAUAUAACUACUAGAUUAGUUAAGAAUGAAGGUUUGAACAACAGUCUGCCACACCAAGAAAACAGUGAACCUAUUGCUAAUGUUGCAGUAGGUCAGCCAACUCACAUUUCCCAGGCUCAGCUUGUUCAAGCAGGCUCACACAUAGUAGUGCCAUCGAGUGUUGGAGUAGGGAGUAGUAUUGCUCUGUUACAUGUGGAUCCAACCCUCCCUCAUGUGCCUAUAGGUCAUGGAACUACAGGCAUGCUUUCAACAGUGGACCUGACUCAGCUGACUCAACCUCUCUCUCUGCACAAGUCUGUUACUUCAACUGAGGGACAAGAGAUAUCAGAGCCACUAUCCUUACAGAAGCACAUAGUGACUCAAGUGUCCUCACCAGCUGCCACUCCAACACCCGUCUCAGCCCCCAUGAGCAUGAGUACCCCUGCACAUCCCUUGGAACCAAUAUCCCUCCACAAGACUGUCAGUCACCAUCACCAUCAUCACUUGCCUCACCUCCUCCACUAUCAUCAGCACACUAGUUCACACCCACAACAACAGCAGCAACAGCAGCAGCAGCAACAGCAGCCACAGCAGCAGCAGCACCCACAUCAGCUGCAGCAUCAACACCUUCAACAGAGACACCAUCAGUGAAAUGUGAGAUAGUCUCAUUUCUUAGAUGAGCUGUAUACAUGUGCUCUACAGGGAUUGAAGGGCUCAAACAACAGUAUUGAAUUAAUUAAUGACUGAAAUUAUGCUGUUACAUCAAGGACUUUGCAUUACGUAUUAAUGUAGAAUGAGAGUGCAUUUCAGCUCUGUAUGGCAUGUAUUCAGUAUAUUGAACUGUUUUCCUCAUGCAGUUCUUAUUUAAUGAGUAAGACUGCUGUAAAAGACACUGUACUGGUCAAAUUGUGCUUGUGGCUUGUGGUGGCCAAUUUGCAUUAGACUUAAAUAAUAAUGAUAAUAAUUCCAAGUCCAAUUAUGCAACAAUCACAUUCUCAUCUUUAAACACAGAGGGUAAUGCACUUGCUAGUCUCACAGAAGUUUAUUAGUGUUAUUAUAUUGCAUAUGUAUUUUUGUUUUUGUUUUUUAAGGGUCCGGUUCACUCUUAAUAUGCAUUAUAAAUGAGAAGUAGAACAUAAAAAAAAUAUUGGAAUAUAGUUAUAUAGAAAGCAUGAAAUGGACCAUGCUGUAUGUUAGACAUAAAUUAAUUAAUGAGUACAUAAAAAAUAUAAUUUAAAAAUAUAUUUAAUCAGACUUUUUCCAGGAUUUGUUUUUGAGUUAUAGAAAUGAACAAAGUUCAUUGUGGCAAAUGUGGAGAAGCUAUGAAUAAAAGACAAUAACUUCACAAACUAAGAGACAUAACUAAUAUAUUAUAAUAUUACUUUGAACCAACACCAUCUACCAGCUUAAAAGCCAUUGGGUGUGGUUUGGAAAGAAUCGGGCAUGAAAUAAAUAAGAAAUAGUGUUAUCUAGAUAUCACUGCUGUAAACUGUGCAAGCAACUAACGACAAAUCUUGACCAUUUAAUGUUGUUUUAGUAAUUCUUAGUCUUGUUUGAGAUUGUAAUUUGGUUAAAGAUCUACAUUACACAACAUUAGUUAUUUCUCUUUCUUUGUGAAGUGAUUAUUUUUCAUAUAGGCUUUUCUGUAUUAAAGCACAUUUCUUUACUGGAAGUAAAAUAAGAUUCAGGAGAUUUCAGUUUUCUUGAACUUUUAGCA